Malania oleifera is the source of this 543-nucleotide messenger RNA. RefSeq names its product mitochondrial import receptor subunit TOM5 homolog. The transcript has 2 exons. The record is from RefSeq and is a predicted model, not a curated record. The coding region runs from base 152 to 316 and encodes 54 amino acids. Gene Ontology annotation, cellular component: mitochondrion; mitochondrial outer membrane translocase complex. Lineage: Eukaryota; Viridiplantae; Streptophyta; Magnoliopsida; Santalales; Ximeniaceae.
ACCCGAACCCGAAAAAAAGAGAUUCACAAAUCACGAGCCCAAUAAGAGCGUCCUCCCUCAAAACCCCGAAAGCAGCUGCGUCCUUUCUCCCCCUCAGCCUAAAACCCUAACGCCCCCACCCUCUCUCUCUCUCUCUCUCUCUCUGGUUGCAAUGGCCGAUUCUGUUAUACCACUGGAGAAGUUGAAAGCUUUCUGGCACUCUCAGGUUCACGAUGAAGAGAAGUGGGCGCUGAAUAUGAAAUUGCUGCGUGCUGCAGGAUUAUUUGCUGGCUCCAUCCUUCUGAUGCGUAACUAUGGAGAUCUCAUGGCUGUUUGAUGGAUUGCCUUUGUAUACUCCUUUCUUAUUUUCAUUAGAGUAAAAGCUAGUAGCCCCACCUCUCUCAUUCUCUUCUUUUUCCUUUUCCUUUUUUGGGGUGUCCUUUGUGAGAUUACUCUUUGUUGCUUUUUUGGAGUUUCUGUUUUAGGAUUUGGAAAAAGAUGGAGACUGCCAUGUUUUAUGUUAUCUUGUGACUAAGUUAUUAAUGAUUUAAUAAUACUUUUUUU